GUUUAGUGUUUCGCUGGAUUACAAACCUCUCAUACUGUGACUGCUUUUCUCUUACUCGCUGUCUCUGUUCACUGGAGGUUCAAAGAAAUGGAAAACAGACCGACACAAGAAAGAAAACGACUUUCUGAACGCGCGAAUGUCAUUGAUACUGGAUACAAACGCCACUUCAUUUACUAAUCAGCUGAUGUUUGGAGCGCUACACUGAAUCUCAGUCUGCUUUACUGUAUUUCAUUCACUCUAUCGUUUUUAUCUGCUACAUUAUAUCUGCUGUGAGGAACAGACGUCGAUCAUGAACUUGCAAGCACCGCAACAAUGAAAAGAUGGAUGUGUGAUCAAAGAAACACGGGAUUGAUGUCGACCUUUAUUGUGUUUCAAGUUAUCUCUGAGGUUUGCUUCCAAUGGCAGUGAUAAAGCACCGACAACCAGAAUGAUGUGUCUUCUGUGCUAGAAAUGGACUUUGGGAAUGUCUAAUCAUUUGGGAAUCAUUUGGGAACGAUGAACAACGGACCCACUAUUGUGUACGAGUGGUUGAAAACCCUCCAGCUGUGCCAGUACGUGGAGUCAUUUGUGGAUAACGGAUAUGAUGACCUGGAGGUGUGCAAACAGAUAGGAGAUCCUGACCUGGAUGCUAUAGGCGUCCUGACACCACACCAUCGGGAGAAAGUCCUCCGAGCCGUGGAGAGACUCAAAGAUGAGGACAGGAAGGUGAAACCAGGACUUUAUUUCACUUUAGAGCCCCUUCCUCACGGCACGUACCCUCAGACAUCUCAAAUUAGUGACUGUAGGCAGAAAUGCACCAAAUCGUGGGUGAAUUCUACCUGGGACAAACCCAGAUCUGGUGAUUUUAAAGCACCGGAGAAUCACAAGGCACAGGUGGUUUAUCCUAAACUCAAGCUGAAGAUCAUGAUACGAGAUAAACUUCUGAAGGAUGGGAUUGAUCUGAGCGAAAUGCCGUACUCGUAUAAGGAUGGAUCUCUGGCUAACAUUGAGGAUUUGGCCCAGGAGUAUUCAGAGUAUUACAGCACAUCUUACAGCGACGUGUGUGACAGAAUGGAGGAGUUACGCAAGCGGAGAGUUUCUCAGGAAGCAGAGGCGGGAAAGUCUGAAUCAACGGCAUCCCUUCAGUUGCGCCUGGAGAUCCAGGAAUCACUUGGACUUUCCAGUGCAGUUUCCACCCCUGAGGUAGAGAGAAGGCCAACAAUGCAGAAGUCCAGUUCUGAAGAUGGAUCAGCAGGAAAGUGGGACAGCAAAAAGAAAAACAAAUCGUUCUGGCAAAGUUUCCGCAAGACGCAGAAAGAAAGCAUCCGAGUGCCACCGAAAGGGGAGGACCUGGGUUUUGUGGCCAGUGAGAUCACAAUGAGCGAUGAAGAGCGAAUUCAACUGAUGAUGAUGGUGAAGGAGAAGAUGAUCACAGUGGAGGAAGCUCUGGCUCGGCUGAAGGAAUAUGAAACACAGAACAAGCAGUCCAAUAGCACAGACGUGAUCGAAUGGAGCGACACACAAAGUUUCUCUAUGACCGAAUCCCCCUACUUCCAUCAGUCCAGAGAUCAGUCUGAAGAUGAACUGGACGAGUCUGUCACUUUCCGCCGGCUUCAUAAAAUCGUCAAUUCAACCCGACGUGUGAGAAAAAAGCUUAUUAGGAUAGAAGAGACCAGAAAACAUGUAGCAAAGGAUCCAGUGACUCCAGAAGCGUCUCAGUCAGGUGAGGAGGGUCUGUGUCUCUACUCUGGGGUGCAGAAACAUCGUACCGUGUCUCAGGGUGAUGGCUUGAGCUCCAUGCUUCAGGAUCAACUCUCUCUGGACAGCCUGACCACAUCUCCUUCCUCUAGUAGUUUAGAGACCUGCAGCAGUCACAAGCUCUUCAAAACCUUCAGCAAGUCCAGCAGCAGUGCGGGUCUUGAAGCAGCAUCAGGACCGGGCGGAGCGGCUUUAGGACCGGAUGCUGGAAGCGUAUCCUCAUUCUCCGAGGUAGACGGGGAGGUCGAGCCCAGGAUGUCACGCUCUGUGACGGAUGGGGAGAUGAGACGAGCGCUAAGCUCCUCAAACUAUCAUGGAAGGACCUAUAGCUUUGGAGGAUUUGAUCUUACAAAUCGACCCGUGUACAUGAGCAACAACAGCUGUGACUUUUCAAAUGACCACAGAGACAUUAGCAUGAGAGACACAUCCCGAUCUCCCACACCAUCUCGGAUCUCUCUGGGGAAGAAAGUGAAGUCUGUUAAAGAGACCAUGAGGAAACGCAUAUCCAAGAAAUACACUUCUCCAUCUGAUCAGUCGAGUCCCAGCAGAGCUCCCAGCAGCCCCCAGUGUUCCCAUACGGACACAGACUCGAUGGAGAAACCCAAACUCAAAGCUGGAGGAUCAGUGGAGAGUCUGAGAAGCUCGUUGAGUGGACAGAGCUCUAUGAGUGGACAGACGGUGAGCACCACAGAUUCUUCUACCAGUAACCGAGAGAGUGUCAAAUCAGAGGACGGCGAGGAAGACGAAUUGCCGUACAGAGGACCGUUCUGCGGUCGAGCUCUCGUACACACAGACUUCACACCCAGCCCGUAUGACACCGACUCCCUCAAACUCAAGAGAGGAGAUAUGAUUGACAUUAUCAGCAAGCCGCCCAUGGGCACAUGGAUGGGGCUCCUAAAUAAUAAAGUGGGAACCUUUAAGUUCAUCUACGUAGAAGUGUUGAACGAUGAAGAAGAGAAACCCAAACGCAGUGUAAAGAAGAGGAGAAAAAGCAGACCUGCUAAACCCACAUCUGUAGAGGAACUCCUGGAGCGCAUUAACCUAAAAGAGCACAUGCCCACGUUCCUGUUUAACGGCUAUGAGGAUCUGGACACAUUUAAACUUCUGGAGGAAGAAGAUCUGGAUGAACUGAACAUAACAGACCCACAGCACAGAGCGGUGUUGAUGACUGCUGUUGAGCUUCUGCAGGAGUGUGAUAGUAACAGUGACCCAGAGUGUGAUGGAUCAUCCGGUGAUUCUCAGGAGAAGAGUCACGUCCCAUCGGUCGACUCGCCUCGAGACUCAGGGUGUUACGAAAGCAAUGAGAACUUGGAGAACGGCAAAGGCAGAAAGACGUCUCAUUUAAGCAGGUCCUCAUCUGGCUUUGAAUCCAGUCACCUUCCCUCCCCUGAGUAUCCCACCCCACCCCUCUGCCAUUCCAGCAGAUCCACGGCAAUAACCAGACCGGCUGCGCAGUCGCUCCUGCAUCCGCAGCAGAAAGAAGUGACAGAAAGAAGUCACGGUUUACUUGAUGGAAGACCCCGUAGUCGCAGUUGUGAUUCCAUAGAUAGGCGAUCUAGUCGGCCGGAGCGUUGGAGAUGUUGCUUCUCCGUAGAGGAACUUCAUCUGCAACAAAGUCCUGAAAAAAAGCAGCCGUACAGCUCUGAGGAUCUCAGGCCCACCUCACAUUUGGUGUUCGACAAUAUGGAGGAGAGUCCGAAUCGAGGGAGUUUUCAAGAGAACCCCGUAACACCUGUAGACUCCAAAGAGCUCGACUAUGAAGUUCAAUCAUCCUCCACCUCUGAAACACUGAAGUCAAUGGAUGUGGUGUAUGAUGAGGUGCCUGUAGAUGUUGCACAGGGACACUUUAAUGAUCUUCCACAACGCAUGAAACCACCUGUUCCUCCAAAACCUUUUUGGUCACCCUUAUUAAGCAGGGAGACUUUCAUUGACUCUACAAGCACAUCUAAGCCAGAGAUGUCAACCUUCAGCCUUGAUGUUUCACAGACACUCAAGUCACUCAAGCUUGCAAAGAAAGUUCAGGAUGAGAAAAUGGCCAGCAUGGAAACUUUGGUAGAGGAGAAGUUGUCCACAGAAGGCAUUGAUCUUACGCAAGAACCAUAUUCUGACAAGUACGGCCGUUAUGGAGUGCCGUUCUUUUUGGUACAGAGGUACUCUGAAGAUUUCGAUAAACCUUUGGGUGACAUUGCAAUCCUGAUCGAUCGAACAAGAGUUCAACAACUUCUAAAGCAGCAUCGCAUAGCUAUCCCUUUAAGAAGUUUGUCAGAAAUAUGUGUCAUUCCCUGAACACGUCUGGACAACAGAUGAUAGAACUGUGAGACAACGAGACACAUUUUGCUUGACAAGCAACUGGUGAACUGAAGUGCGAUGAACAUGAAGGAAUGGACAGAUUCCAGACUGUUAUGAAAGUAAUAUUAUUUCACAUAGCGGACUUUAAUUUUGGCAAGCAAGAUUUAUUCUCCAAGAUUUAUCUCUGCACAAACACUUAGUAUUCAGUACUGUAGUGUAUCGACAGCACUGUGGGAAGAUUGAUUAAGAGAAACUUUAUCAUUUGUGUAAUUUGAUAAGUGAUUUUUAAUCUGUAAUGAUUUUAAUUCUUAACUGUUUGAAUUUUUGGAAAUUUUUUGAAGUGUAAAUAUUUUCUAGUGUCUCAGUAAAAUAAAUGGAUAUUUGUUGUAGUUUGCCUUGGAUUAUUUUUUAACAUAGGUUAUACUGGCAGAUGAUUAAGUCCCUCAUGUGUUAUUAAUCUUUAUAGAAGUCAAAAAGCUGUUUAAUUCCAAUUUUCCCAUUUUUUUACUGAUUUAAAAAAAUAUUUAUUUUAUGUUGUACUAUAGGACAUAUUUAAUAACAUUUUCCAGUGUGUAUUUUAGUGAUAUGGUGAAGAAGGUUGAUGCAGGUUAUGUGAAUAAACUGUGAAAGCUUGUAAAUGAAUUUUCACACACAUGCAUUUUACACUUUAAUAAACUCCAUUUCUUAUUUUA
Molecule: messenger RNA, 4718 nt
Organism: Paramisgurnus dabryanus
Lineage: Eukaryota; Metazoa; Chordata; Actinopteri; Cypriniformes; Cobitidae
Gene: sash1b
Product: SAM and SH3 domain containing 1b
Molecular function (GO): protein binding
Source: RefSeq, a predicted model, not a curated record